GGCUCUCCAGGGCACUUGGGCCUUGGGAGAAGCACAUUCCAGUGAAGGAGGCUGGUAGGCAGGCUCCAACUCUCCUCUGUUUUUGCAGGUGCACCCCUCCCAAUCCAGCCCCAGGAUGGCACUGCCUCCCAGCCCCCUGGCUAUGGAAUAUGUCAAUGACUUUGACUUGAUGAAGUUUGAGGUAAAGCGGGAACCCUCUGAGGGGCGAUCUGGCCCCUCAACAGCCUCACUGGGCUCCACACCCUACAGCUCAGUGCCUCCUUCACCCACCUUCAGUGAGCCAGGCAUGGUGGGGCCUACGGAGGGCCCGAGGCCAGGCCUGGAGGAGCUGUACUGGCUGGCCACGUUGCAGCAGCAGCUGGGAGCUGGGGAGGCACUGGGGCUGAGUCCUGAGGAGGCCCUGGAGCUGCUGCAGGGUCAAGGUCCAGUCCCUAUGGAGGGGCCCCACAGCUACUACCCAGGGAGCCCGGAGGAGACAGGGGCCCAACAUGCCCAGCUGGUGGAGCGGUUUUCCGACGCGGCGCUGGUGUCGAUGUCUGUGCGGGAGCUCAACCGGCAGCUGCGGGGCUGCGGGCGCGACGAGGCCCUGCGGCUGAAGCAGAGGCGCCGCACGCUGAAGAACCGCGGUUACGCGCAGGCCUGUCGCUCCAAGCGGCUGCAGCAGCGGCGCGGGCUAGAGGCCGAGCGCGCCCGCCUGGCCGCCCAGCUGGACGCGCUGCGGGCCGAGGUGGCCCGCCUGGCCAGGGAGCGUGACCUCUAUAAGGCUCGCUGUGACCGGCUGACCUCGAUCGGCCCUGGGGCCGGGGACCACGCCCACUUCUUCCUCUGA
Molecule: messenger RNA, 829 nt
Organism: Enhydra lutris kenyoni (northern sea otter)
Lineage: Eukaryota; Metazoa; Chordata; Mammalia; Carnivora; Mustelidae
Product: neural retina leucine zipper
Exons: 2
Coding region: 116-829 (237 amino acids)
Biological process (GO): regulation of transcription by RNA polymerase II
Cellular component (GO): nucleus
Molecular function (GO): DNA-binding transcription factor activity, RNA polymerase II-specific; RNA polymerase II cis-regulatory region sequence-specific DNA binding
Source: RefSeq, a predicted model, not a curated record